AUGUACACAACGGCUUCAUACAACUGUCCAGAGCAGGACGAUUUCUUGCAAUUGCAAUAUCCUGAUUUUGACUCUCAACCAUCGGAGGAAUAUCCCAUCUAUCCCUAUCCAAUUCUUUCGACCCGUGUCUCCGCAGACUCAGAGAUCCAACAGCCUGAACAUGGCGGAUUGGGUCUUGAACAAUGGCAGUCGACAGAAUUUUAUGCCGGUUCGACUCACUGCGACUCUUACUCUCCCCAAUCGUUCUAUCGAGGCCCUGUACCACUUCACGCCCCCGCUCCAGUCCCAAUAACAAUACCGGCUUUGGGACUUCAAGACAAAGUCGAAAACUCUGAUUACUCUCCGACUCUCGGUUCUCAGUCGCCAUCUGCUCUAGAUUCAGUUCGUUCAGUCGCGGUGCGGUCACCGUCUCUGGCAGCCGCCUCUCACUGCGAAACAGGCGUCAUCGACCGCUGCUCAUCGAUAAUCUCUACAUUCCCCACACCCAGCGAAUUACUCUGCGAGAUUAAAAACAGCCAAGGGACGACCAGUCCCAAGUCCGACUCGAGUGAACAUGACUCGUCGCCCCGGAACGUACAGUCAUUCCAACCAAUGGAUGCUUUGCCCAGAGGCCAGCCUUCCAGAGAUGGUAUAUCCUCGCACGAGAAGAAACGUCAGCUCCUUGAAUGCCUAGAGCAGUACGUCAUAUACUUACACGAACAACUUACUCUCUUGGGGGCGGAACCCGUCUCACUUGAACGCGUCGACAACUAUCGCGGUUUGGGUAGCCGUUCCAUCAGAACUCUACUCCUUCAUAUGGAGAACACGAACGAGAAGCUCAGCCACAAGGUCAUUGCGGAAGAGGAAAGGUUUCUCAAGCUUCGUGAGGCCUAUUACAGACAGGGUGAAUUCGCAAGCCUAGGGCACACCGAGCUUUCUCCAACUGGCAAUCGCGGUAUUUAA
Messenger RNA from Marasmius oreades (fairy-ring Marasmius), 942 nucleotides. RefSeq lists its product as uncharacterized. The transcript is spliced from 4 exons. Lineage: Eukaryota; Fungi; Basidiomycota; Agaricomycetes; Agaricales; Marasmiaceae. Bases 1 to 942 code for a protein of 313 amino acids. The record is from RefSeq and is a predicted model, not a curated record.